GACAGCAAUGUGUUGGAUCAGUGCCAUCAGAAUCAUGGCGGCUGAGGAGCUGCACUGGCCCGUGCCCAUGAAGGCCAUCGGUGCCCAGAACCUGCUAACCAUGCCCGGGGGUGUGGCCAAGGCCGGCUACCUGCACAAGAAGGGAGGCACCCAGCUACAGCUGCUCAAAUGGCCCCUGCGAUUCGUCAUCAUCCACAAGCGCUGUGUCUACUACUUUAAGAGCAGCACAUCUGCCUCCCCACAGGGCGCCUUCUCAUUGAGCGGCUACAACCGGGUGAUGCGGGCAGCCGAGGAGACCACGUCCAACAACGUCUUCCCCUUCAAAAUCAUCCACAUCAGCAAGCGGCACCGCACGUGGUUUUUCUCUGCGUCCUCAGAGGAUGAGCGCAAGAGUUGGAUGGCCCUGCUUCGAAGGGAGAUUGGCCACUUCCAGGAGAAGGAGCUGUCCCUGGACGGCAGCGACCCCGGCUCGGACACAGACAGGUUCUACGGGGCUGUGGAGCGGCCUGUGGACAUCAGUCUCACCCUGUACCCCACGGAAAAUGAAGACUACGAGCAUGAUGAUGAGGAUGACUCCUACCUGGAACCCGACGCCCCUGAGCCCGGGAAGCCAGAGGACGCUCUGACUCAACCACCAGCCUACCCGCCGCCCCCCGUGCCCACGCCCAGGAAGCCGGCCUUCUCUGAGGUGCCCCGUGCCCACUCCUUCACCUCCAAGGGCCCAGGACCUAUGCUGCCACCCCCACCCCCGAAGCGCAGCCUCCCGGACGUGGGGCUGAUCCCGGAGGAUGCCAAGAGGGAGCUGCUGCUGCGGCGGGUGGACCCCAGCCCCAGGGGGCCCACUGCUACCAGGAGGAUGAGCGAUCCCCCCACGGGCAGCCAGCCUGCCCCGCCCGGCAUCCGGAAGCCCCCUGGCUUCCGGGAGAACACCUGCCCCAGCGUUGAGCCCCGGCACUCCAGCUAUGGGACCAGUCCCACCUCUACCGGUGUUGAGCCCCGGCACUCCAGCUACGGGACCAGCCCCACCUCUACCGGCGUAGCCACCACGGAGGCCAGGAACUGUGACAAGCUGCAGUCGCUCCACCUGCCCCCACGGGGACCACCCGCCAGCGAUCCCCCGCCCGUGCCAGGCAACAAGCCCACGUUUCUGAAGACAGCGCCAGAGGCGGGGGCCCCGAGGGACGGGGCCAGGCCCGGACUGUUUGUGCCUCCCGUGGCCCCCAAGCCUUCUGCCCUGAAGCUGCCCGCACCUGAGGCCCCCGCACGGCCAGAGAGGCCCCUACUGCCUCACCUCCAGACCCCUGACCUGGCCUUCCCAGCUCACCCUGCCCACCAGCACCCCUGCCCGGGCCCCCAGCCACCUGCACCUCCUUACCUGGCCCCUCCACCUCACACUCAGUGCAUGACCCCCAUCCAGAGGACAGCUCCCUUGUCUGCCCUGCCCAGUCAGGUGCCACUGCCCAACUCGGUCUUCAUCAACACCACGGAGUCCUUCGAGGUGGAAAGGCUGUUCAAAGCCACAAGCCCCCGAGGGGAGCCCCCCGACGGCCUCUACUGCAUCAGGAACUCCUCCAAGUCAGGGAAGGUGGGUGUCCUGGGUGCAUGCCCGGCGGUCCCCCUGAGCCAAGAGGCUGGGACCUCACUGUCUAUGUCACCCCUACCCACCUGCCUCAGCCUCUCUUGUCCUCUCAUCCAGCUCUCUGACUCCAAGUUCUACCUGGAGGGCGAAGUCUUGUUUGUGAGCAUGGCCAGCCUGGUGGAGCACUACCACAGCCACGUGCUGCCCAGCCACCAGAGCCUGCUGCUGCGUCACCCCUACGGCUACACCAGGCCCAGGUGACACCAGCGUUCUCUGACCUGGGCCCACCCCAGACUCCUUUCACAAGCCGCCAGGCCUGUGGGCCUCGGGCUGCUGCGGACUGAAGGCCUCUCCUGCCCGGCCUGUCGUGCCGGGGACCAGGCUCAGGACAGAGCCUCGCCUGGGCUUCCGGGACAGACAGCCACCUCUGCCCAGUGUGCCACCCUCAGAUCUGUGAGCU
Molecule: messenger RNA, 2039 nt
Organism: Echinops telfairi (small Madagascar hedgehog)
Lineage: Eukaryota; Metazoa; Chordata; Mammalia; Afrosoricida; Tenrecidae
Gene: SH3BP2
Product: SH3 domain binding protein 2
Exons: 12
Coding region: 8-1840 (610 amino acids)
Biological process (GO): signal transduction
Molecular function (GO): SH3 domain binding
Source: RefSeq, a predicted model, not a curated record